Coprinopsis cinerea okayama7#130 is the source of this 489-nucleotide messenger RNA. RefSeq lists its product as hypothetical. Bases 1 to 489 code for a protein of 162 amino acids. The record is from RefSeq and is a predicted model, not a curated record. NCBI's taxonomy places the organism in Eukaryota, Fungi, Basidiomycota, Agaricomycetes, Agaricales, Psathyrellaceae. The transcript is spliced from 4 exons.
AUGUCGGCCCCUACAUCCCCUAUAAUCGCAAAGUCUGUUCAGAAGGAGAUCACGGCAGAGGCAAAGAGGGAACAAAAGGCAUUCCAGCAUAUGGUCAAAGACCUGGAGCAUCUGGAGAAGAAGGAUAACAAAGCACACAAGCAUGUGGACAAGAUGGCAAAAGCGUUGAAUAAGAAUGAGCAGAAAGAACAGAAGACCAUGCAGAAGAUGCACAAGGCGACGGAGAUCCACGAAGACACCAAGCUCAAGACUACCCAUUUGCACCGUGAGCUGCAGGCUUCGAAACAAGAGGAGGACAAAAUUCGCUCGCGACUAAAGGAGAAGAAGCUAGAGGUUGAGAAUGCAAUGUUAGAGAAAGAGUCGAACGAGCAAGCUCGACUUCGUCGAUUGGACGAGGCAAAGCGUCAGCCUGAGCCGACUACUUCUGAUAAUGCACCUGUGAAUGUUGUACAGCAGCCAACGGAGCCCCGGCCAACGCAGCUCCAGUAA